GGGGGAAAUGAGAGGAUCUAAAAUUUGGGCUUUGGGGCUCCACAAGAAUAUUUAAAUACUUAAAUUCACCCUGUGAAUCCAGCUUGUUUGAAUACUUUUGAGUAUGUUCAGUUUCAUUUUAUGUUUCACUGCAACCCAGGAGCUGUUAGGAGAACCAAGUGGUUAUGCUGGGCAGAACAAGAAGAUUCCCCUUCAUGUUUGUUACUUCUUGCCUCUCUUCCUCUGUUUCACAGUUUCCUGGCAGUGUUUUUUCCUGAUUUGCAGGUGUUCCACUUACAGUUAAUUGUACCUAUGUGUGUUUAUGCUAUACUACAUUACUCUGUAGCAUUUGGAUUACUUUAUGCAACUAGAAGCUUAAAGGUUGCAAGAUAGCAAGAGGAGAAAUGAAGAGAAAAUGGCUAGAAAGACUGAAGAAGGUGGAAGAACUAGCAUCUCACUAUGAAAGAAAUCCUCUUCCUACAGUUUAUAGACCAAGACUGUCCAAACCCUCUAUGCCACCCUCUGUUUGGAAAAUAUUUUCUCGACAGGCUGAAGCUUUUAAUUAUGUAAAAUCCUGCAAAGAGGAUGUUCAUGUGUUUGCUUUGGAAAAGAACACACAGAGUGGACAGAGGUUUUACCUUGUGACAACAUAUGAAGAGCUUUGGUUUUAUUACACCCAAGGUUGCAAAACAAGUCUUAUGCAUUGCUAUGAAGUAAUUCCUGAAAAAGAUGCUUGCAAACUUUAUUUUGAUUUGGAAUUUUACAAACCAGCAAAUCCUGAUGCAGAUGGCAAGAGUAUGGUCAUGAAGUUAAUUGAGCUUGUCAGCCAAAAAUUAAAAGAAUUUUAUGAUGUAAAUUGUUCAUCAGAAGAUGUCUUGAACUUGGAUUCCAGCACUGAUGAAAAAUUUAGUCGGCACUUAAUAUUUCUACCCCCAAAGACUGUAUUUAAGGAUAACACUCAUAUUGGUAACUUUGUGAGAACCAUUUUGCAGCCUGCCAUAAGAUUAAUGGAGAAUAGGGCUGCUGUGAUUCCAACUGAAGAAGCAGGGAGUGUUUUGCAGUGUUCUGCAGGAACUGGAUUAGAUGGUUCUCUUACAAACCUCACAGCUGUUGAAGAUGAUUCUAAAGACAGGCCAGCCAUUGUUCACGAAACAAAGGACAUGGAAAUGCCACACCAGGGAGAAAACUUGGAUUUUUCCUUCCUAAUAGUAAAGGAUAAAGAGGGCAACAAGCAGCUUUUUGUGGAUCUAGGAGUUUAUACAAAGAAUAGAAAUUUCCGGAUGUAUAAGUCAUCAAAAGCAGGAAAAAAUGUGAUUCUGAAGAUAGCAGACGAUAAUAAGUUUAUCCCCAACUGUGAAAAGGAUGUUUCCUUGGAAGAAGCAUAUUUUCUUUCCUCUCUAAUCUGCAAUACUGGAGCGAGGGAUGACUUAAAAGUUCUGUCAUCUGGCUUUUCAGAGGAGGAGAGAAAAAUGUCUGCUUUUUUAAACAGUAAAACUACCAGAAGCAGCAGAGAUCCCAUGGAAGGUUACCAGGGUUCGCCAUAUCCAGAAAUUGAUAAUUUUGUUCGUUCUUUGGUUAAUAAAGAUGGGCUACGAGGAGGGAUACGACAAUGGAGUUACUUCUCUCUCAAAGAACUACUUAUUUAUGAUAUUUCUGGUUACCGUUGGUGUGAAAAUAUCGGCAGAGCUCACAAAAGUAACAAUAUCAUGAUUCUGGUAGAUCUAAAGAAUGAAGUCUGGUAUCAAAAGUGUCACGAUCCUGUCUGCAGAGAACAAAACUUCAAAUCACAAAGUUUUCCACUGCCACCUGGGAUAUGCCUCCCAGCUCUUUUCAAAGAGGAAGAAGAGUCCAUGCUAAUGGAUGACAGGGGGCACAAAGAAGGAAAAGUAAAUCCACAUUCUAAUGUGUCAGACUUGUCAAAAAGCUCAGCAUCUCCAGAGAACAGCUGGUCUCAAGACUUCCUGUUGUCAGACAGUGAGUGGGAAAACACAAGUGACGAUGCCUGUUUCCUAGAAGCUGCUGAAGAUGUGGAACUAGCUGAAGCUGCAGAUGACAGUCUGAAUUAUGCCAUGGAAGAAAUCCCAGAUGAAGUUCUUUUGGAAGCUUUAAGGAAAGAAGACCUCUACACUAAAGAAGGCAGCUAAGCACAGGCCUGGCCAGCAGUGAAUGACACUCGUGUGUCACAUGCUGGUGUGAAGGGUCCUGCGGGGUGGUUCACAAGCACCACUCCAGAGCUGCAAGAUGAAGAAUGGAGAGCCUGGGUGAACCUCAGCAGGCAUGAGGAGAUCAUGGAAGAUCACAUGGGGGCUGAAGAGAGCUGGACUAAAAUACUCAUUGUGGAUGCUGCUCCAAGCUUAGCACUUUUAAUGCUCUUUGCUGUACGCUUUCUGUUUUGUUAGUUGUAUGUCCAAGUUUUAUUGAGAAGCCAACAAAACAGACUUUUUAUUUCCAUAAAUGAGAUUAAAUAAUUUAUUUCAAAUUCAAAUUUAAUAAAAAGAUUUGUUUAUUCAUCUUUGUUGAA
Messenger RNA from Passer montanus (Eurasian tree sparrow), 2500 nucleotides. It is a transcript of the gene PRIMPOL, whose product is annotated as primase and DNA directed polymerase. Gene Ontology annotation, cellular component: nucleus; mitochondrial matrix. Bases 384 to 2123 code for a protein of 579 amino acids. Lineage: Eukaryota; Metazoa; Chordata; Aves; Passeriformes; Passeridae. The transcript is spliced from 13 exons. The record is from RefSeq and is a predicted model, not a curated record. Gene Ontology annotation, molecular function: chromatin binding; DNA-directed DNA polymerase activity. Gene Ontology annotation, biological process: replication fork processing; mitochondrial DNA replication; error-prone translesion synthesis.